AUGGAUAAAGACGAGAAGGAUCAUGAAAAGCUGUACAAAAGUAACACAAUGUACCCUUCUGAUUUUUUGAACAAAAGUCGGUUCUCAAGCGUAGAGAAUUAUCGCAAACGACAAAUGAACUCCAUUAAAUUAAAGAAGAAGAAAAUUGAAAUUAUUCGUUCAUUCAUUCUUUGGCUUCGAAAGUCGUAUAUCACUGGUGUAGUUAUAGUUGUUGAUAUUAUAAUGAACUUGUCACUGUGUUUUUUGAACGUUGUAGAUAGUUAUUUGGACACUCCAUCUCAUUUGUACGUGUUACUUUAUAUUGAAUUUGGAGUGAAUGUGUAUCUCUUACUCUCUUGGUUCUACGAAUUUGUUGUGAAUUUACACGUCCGAAGAUUCAUGCUUCCCAUUUCAUUAUUAAUUUUAACGAUUACAUUCAUCCCAUUGAUAUACUUUGUGGUGACAAAAACAACGAUAUUUGAACAUUGGAAAGGUCACACGCACAUCCAUUCACUCUGUUUUCUCAGAAUCAUAUAUGUCGACUGUUUAUUUUCCGAGGCAUUAAUGUACUUCUGGAUAGGAGAGAACAAAAAGAAGUUUUUAAUUACUGAGACCAUUAUCACAACUUUUGUCACAACCUUUUCUGUGUUGUUCCUUUCAGCUUCUAUAUUUAGAAUUCUUGAAGGGUUUAAAGUCGAGUCGAAAUUUCAUCGAUUCCACAACUGUUUUUACUUUGUGGUUGUUACUGUUGUAACAGUGGGGUUUGGGGAUAUGUAUCCUGAUUCAGACUUGGGCAGGAUCUUCUGUUGUUUGUAUAUCCUUGCGUUCUUUCUUUACUUCCCAAUGCGAUUAUCAAAGAUCAUUAACGCCUUGAAAAUGAAGGACCAAGACAAAUUGAGUAACUGCAAGAAUCAUGUGUUGUAUACUGGAAGUGGUGAUAUGUUGCAUUCUUUUGUGCCUAAAAUAAAAAGAGAUUUGGUAGUGUUGCUACCCAACGUGCAGGAUAACAUCAUGUCAAAAAGAAAGUACAACAGAUUCACUUAUAAAGGUGAUGCACAAAAUGAAUUUGAUGUUACUCAAACGUCUACUGAAUAUGCAAGUGCAAUAAUACUGACUUCCGACAAGAACGAAGAGCUGACGUUUAUACGAUUUAAAACGUUGUUACAAAACUCAACAUGUCAGAUAUAUGUGUUAUUAAAUACAAUGGACUUAUUCAAUUUGUUUGUGGAACACAAUGCAGUCUGUUUAUGUAAAGAACAGUUCAGACUCUUACUUGCAUGUGAGUUACUUUGUCCACACUCCUUUGACGUUUUACGAUCACUCUUCUCGAUCAAAACAAGAAGUCCAGAGACUAAUGUGCUGAGAAAUUUAGAAGUCCCAAACUCUUUCGUUGGGAUGUCAUACAAUCAAAUCAGUCUUGAGUUGGUCGAACACUUCAAUUGUAUAUUAGUUGGUGUCGAACAUGACAAUGAAGUUGAGUACUGUUCUCCAACAAAAAUACUCCAACGUGGUGAUAUACUCUUUGUUAUAUCAGACGAGAAAACAUAUCAUCAUAUCAAAGAACAAAAAAAUGGGAAAAUGGUCGACAUAUUAUCUGAUACACAAACACCUAUUUUACAACCAAAAAUUGUGCAUAACAAGAAAAAGAAGCUUUCAACUGUUCUAGUGGAAAAUUUUAAAGGAAAGAAACAUAAAUUAAUAAUCGGAUAUCAUCGAGGGGUCUCUUCCAUUUUGUCGACAUUUAGAGAAAAAAGUGGUGUGCCGAUAGUCAUAUGUAUUCACGGCUUGAAAGAGGUGUCUGCAGACUGGAGGGAUUUAUCGCUUAUUGAUAACUUGUACAUUGUACAAGGUAAUUUACAUGAGAUAUCAUUCUACACGAGAGUGCGUGUCUUUGCAGCAACUGGCAUUUGUAUCUUUUGCUCCGACAAAAAUGGGAAAGAUGACACUAACGUUGUUGUCAUCUAUACAAUACUUAACGGACUUCUUAAACAAGAAAAAGAAGUCAAAAAGAGUCGUGGUGAAAGGGUGAAGGACAUUCGAAUAAUUUGUGAAAUUGACAAAAUAGAGAACGAGCGAUUUAUCAAAGAAAGUGGGACGCCAUACAGUGACAAAUACAUUGCGGAAGUUAUUUGUAAUCUAGUGGAGUACAAACACAACGAAGUGGUGUGGAGGGAUUUUUCUUCUUUUAAGAGUAGCAUUGUAAUCAAAAGCAUUCGAAUGAAAAAGGAAGUCUCUGGUACACUCUUUGGACUUUUAUUUGAAUUUUUACUUGAGAAUGAAAUUAAGUGCAUUGGUGUAUUGAAAAGAUUGAACGAAAGGUAUCAUAUACUAACACAAGCAGACUAUUUACUCAAUGAAGAUGAUGUCGUGUUCUGUAUUGUUAGGAAAAGCGAUGAAAAGUUCUUUGGAGAAAGGGUUUUAUUGUUUAACUCAUAUGUCGUGCAAAGUAGUAGUAGUAAUAGAGACGACUUUGAUAAUAUUGUGUUCAGAGAGAGUGAACACAAUAGUGCUUUUUCUGUUGUUAUAAACAGAAGUAAAGUAUUUCAAAAAGAUGAAAAAAAUUGUUUUGAUCAAGUAGAGCUUGAGACAAGACUCUAA
This is a messenger RNA of Entamoeba invadens IP1, 2577 nucleotides long. RefSeq lists its product as hypothetical. NCBI's taxonomy places the organism in Eukaryota, Evosea, Mastigamoebida, Endamoebidae. Gene Ontology annotation, biological process: potassium ion transport. Bases 1 to 2577 code for a protein of 858 amino acids. The record is from RefSeq and is a predicted model, not a curated record. The transcript has a single exon.